Molecule: messenger RNA, 2977 nt
Organism: Paramisgurnus dabryanus
Lineage: Eukaryota; Metazoa; Chordata; Actinopteri; Cypriniformes; Cobitidae
Gene: slc18b1
Product: solute carrier family 18 member B1
Biological process (GO): transmembrane transport
Molecular function (GO): transmembrane transporter activity
Source: RefSeq, a predicted model, not a curated record
GGCGGGCCUCGUCGUUCUCACGGGUGACGGAACAGCGGGCGAGUCACACAAUCCAGAAGAAACCGCCGUGAAACGUCAAAAUAACAGAAAACAUCGGCUUGACAAUGGAUUUUGAUGAAGAUAAAGGUGAAGGUUCAGUACCAGAGAUCCCAACCAGUAAAAUGACAAGACAACAGAUUUUAACACUUAUUGCUAUGGCUUCCAUAAACUUCAGCUCAAUGAUCUGCUACUCCAUCCUGGGUCCAUUUUUCCCAAACGAGGCAAAGAAGAAAGGUGUCAGUCAAGCCAUGAUAGGAUUCAUAUUUGGCAUCUAUGCAUUAUGCACUUUGGUGGGAUCAUUGGUACUUGGUAAAUAUAUUGUCCAAAUAGGAGCCAAAUUUAUGAUCGUUGCAGGGUUGUUUGUAUCUAGUGGAUGUACUGUACUGUUUGGGUUUCUCGAUCAAGUUGCUGAUGGGAGAAUCUUCAUAGGUCUCUGUUUAAUCACGCGCUGCAUAAACGCCGUCGGCUUUGCUGCUGCAGUCACAGCAUCUUUUGCCGUUUCAGCUAAAGUCUUUCCAGACAACAUAGCAACUGUUUUGGGUUUUAUGGAGAUUUUUACAGGGCUUGGCCUUAUAUUAGGACCUCCGAUAGGCGGUUGGCUGUAUCAGUCGUUCGGAUAUGAAAUCCCGUUUGUUUUCACAGGAUGUCUUCUGUUUGCUGCAGUGCCUCUCAAUAUGUGGAUUUUGCCGAGUUUUGAUGCGGUUCCUUCCCACGAUUCCUUCUUCAGGCUGUGUACAAGAAUAAAGAUACUUCUCAUUUGUUUCGUGGUCUUCACUGUGAGUUCAGGAAUUGGUUUCCUGGAUGCAACUCUGUCCAUAUUUGCUAUAGAAAAGUUUAAUAUGAGUGCUGGAAGAGUUGGGUUGCUUAUGAUCGGACUGUCAUUGCCGUAUGGGGCCGCAUCACCCGCUUUCGGUAUAAUUAGUGAUAAAUAUCCAUCAUUCAGAAAAUGGAUGAUGGUGAUUGGAGGAAUGGCCACGUCUGUCAGCUUCUGUUUACUCGGACCACUUCCGGUUUUCCAUGUUGAAAGUCACCUUUGGCUCACCGUCCUCAUGUUAGUUGUGGUGGGCUUUUCCGUGUGCAUGACCUGUAUCCCCACCUACGCUGAGAUGAUCGUUUGUGCACAUGAAUAUGGCUUUGAGGAUGGCUUAAGCACGCUGGGUCUUGUAUCUGGAUUGUUUUCCGCUGUAUGGUCUGCUGGGAUGUUCUUUGGCCCGACCGUUGGAGGUUACGUCACACAAGCGCUGAACUUUGAAUGGAGUGCAGGGGUUCAAGGUGGCCUCGCCUUUCUCGCUGCACUCUUUCAAGUUAUAUAUUUCACAAUUAAAGAAAUACAAAAGAAUAAGUCGCAAAAGGCACAAACGACAGUAUCUCAAGGAGAAAAAUCUCCUCUUCUUUCAAGGGCAGAUGCUCUCAGUGUUGACAUCAGUUGAAAUGAGCCGCUUUAAGAGCAAGAACAAACUUUAUCAUAAUGAUGGGAAAUAUUUAAAUAUGACAGAGAAGACAAAUCCGUCAGUUUACCAUUAAAAGUUGUGGACCUUCAACGUAACCUGGACCAAAUUCGCAUCCAUUGAAUCAUGAAAAAGUAGUCGUGUGAACAUUUACAAAGUAAAUGUUGUGUGUGUGUAUUAAAGUAUAAUGUAACCCUUUAAAGGUGCAUUGUGUAACUUUUAGAAGGAGCAAUAUAAUAUACAUAACUAUAUUAUCAGUGGUGUAUAAAGACCUGAGCCGAUUUUAUCUACAAAAACCGCUGGUCCCCCUACAUGAAAGUCGGCAUUUUGUGCCGCCAUGUUUCUACAGUAGCCAUAAACGGUCAAACUGCUCUACAAAGUGCAUUUUGUCACUACGUUGCUUCAAAUGAUGAAAUGUUUGUACUGUGCCGUCUAUGCGUUUUGAAAGGGAGGGGUGAGCUGUGGACUGAGCUGUUGGUUGCACUACACACUGGACCUUUAUUGUUCACAAUGGUAAUAUAAUAAUGACUUUCCUCCAAACAGAUUCAGGUCAGUAGGGCGAGUCAUGUGCUCUCUGACUGACCUGUUAUCACAGCUAGGUGAGUUUUUACAACAGAGGUAAAGACAUUUUUACACAUUGUAGACAAAAAGUGAAUCCGUGCAUUGUACGUUUUGCUCGAAUGUUGUGUUGAGCUUUAACAUAACCUGUAAAGAUAUUUAGUACACUAAUAUUUUAAGCAAAUUUAAACCCAUUUAUUCAUCAAGGGUACUUUGUAUCAUAAGUCAUUUGUAUCCCUUUAUAAAGUGUGUUUCGUAUACAAUAGAGGGUUGUUUUAAGGGUUUAAGCCUUCAAAAACUUUGAAAAGAGGAUUUAUUUGUUACUUAACAUGGAUUAGUCGUCUAGCUGUAGUUUAUGAACCCUAUUUCAACAGCUUUUAUAGAUUUGCAUGUUAUUGGCAGAAAUAAUAAAGAUGGGAAACAACUGAUAUUUUAUAAUAAUGUGCAUUUACCAUGUUUGAUUAAUGAUGAUAUGCUCUUUGGAGCAGGUAUGGAGUAUUGGCUCUUCUAAUACUUGCAGAUGUCAACCUUAUCAUGAAAAGUAAUGUUUAUACCCAUGCAAAGUUUAAGCAUUUUUUUUCCUUAGUUAAGUGCAAAUUUUCAGAUUUGUCACAACGCAUAAAUGUUUCCAUCUUUUAAAAUAAAUAACGUCAGUAUAGACUGAUAUUUUUCUGAUGUCUCUAGACUCUAUCAUCAAGGGUUUAAUCAAAUGUAAACAGAUGGUUGAAUACAUUGGUAAUAAAUGCAUUCUCUGAGAAACUAUAUUUCAAGUUUUGACUGAAAAUGUCACAUCCAUAACGCUGGAAUUGCUCACCUGCUAUUUCUUUAUUUUUAAAUGAAAGCAUUUUCAAAUCAUAAAAUAGAUACUGAAUUUAUUUUUGUUUGGUGACCGGUGCAAAAUGUUAAUUGAAGUAUUACAGUUCUUGUUGAUA